Molecule: messenger RNA, 1156 nt
Organism: Chelonus insularis
Lineage: Eukaryota; Metazoa; Arthropoda; Insecta; Hymenoptera; Braconidae
Gene: Cdk5
Product: Cyclin-dependent kinase 5
Exons: 6
Coding region: 59-958 (299 amino acids)
Biological process (GO): synaptic vesicle transport; neuron apoptotic process; protein phosphorylation
Cellular component (GO): cytoplasm; nucleus
Molecular function (GO): ATP binding; cyclin-dependent protein serine/threonine kinase activity
Source: RefSeq, a predicted model, not a curated record
GUUGAUUUAUCAGCGCUAACCACUGUGUGUAUAUUUAGUUCGUAUAAGAUUAAAAAAUAUGCAAAAAUAUGAAAAACUUGAAAAAAUAGGAGAAGGUACAUAUGGCACUGUAUUUAAAGCUAAAAAUCGUGAAACUCAGGAAAUAGUAGCACUCAAAAGAGUUCGAUUAGAUGAUGAUGAUGAAGGUGUUCCCUCGUCAGCUCUACGUGAAAUUUGUCUUUUAAAAGAACUUAAGCAUAAAAAUAUAGUUCGUCUUUAUGAUGUUCUUCAUAGUGAUAAAAAAUUAACUUUAGUAUUUGAACAUUGUGAUCAAGAUCUCAAAAAAUAUUUUGAUAGUCUAAAUGGUGAAAUUGAUUUAGAUGUUGUCAAAUCAUUUUUAUAUCAAUUGUUACGGGGAUUAGCUUUUUGUCACAGUAAAAAUGUUUUACACAGAGAUCUUAAACCUCAAAACUUAUUGAUUAAUAAGAAUGGUGAAUUGAAAUUAGCUGACUUUGGGUUGGCAAGAGCAUUUGGUAUUCCAGUAAAAUGUUAUUCAGCUGAAGUCGUUACAUUAUGGUAUCGUCCACCUGAUGUUUUAUUUGGAGCUAAACUCUACACAACAUCUAUUGAUAUGUGGAGUGCAGGCUGCAUAUUUGCUGAAUUAGCAAAUGCAGGAAGACCACUUUUUCCUGGAUCAGAUGUUGAUGAUCAACUUAAGAGAAUAUUUAAAAUGUUAGGUACUCCAACCGAAGAAUCAUGGCCAGACUUAACGUCUUUACCUGAUUAUAGAGCCUUUCCUCAAUAUCAUCCAACUCAAGGAUUAGCUCAAGUUACACCUAAACUCCCGACGAAAGGAAAAGAUUUAUUACAAAGAUUAUUAGUAUGUAAUCCGGCAUUAAGGCUUUCAGCUGAUGAAGCAAUGGCACAUCCUUAUUUUAACGACUUAAACCCUGCCAUCAAGAAUGAUCGAUGUCAAUAACAUGUUCCCGUAAAUUGAGAUACGACUGACUAUACAUAGUGCAUAAAGCACAAUGACCAAAAAAAAAACACUCCAGGAAAGAUUAUUUAUUAUGUAAAGCGUGCUAAUGUACGAUUAUAAAACUGUGAAAUAUUUAUGAAUCUUAUUUUAUAUGCAACUGUCCAAAACUAAUCAAUAAAUUAUGAAUUUUACGACAAA